AGGGGGGAGGUUUAAAUGUUGAGCUAGCUUGCUAGCUUCUUGGCAGCGUUUAUUAAAACAUUUAAAUAGGGCUAAAAGUCAUUAGCAUAUAUGACGAAGAGAAGAGCAGAAGACGACUUGCUCUGCGACGUUCCCCUAAAGAGAUGUAUCCGUUCGUGCAGGAUUGAUGCGCAGUUGCCUGGCAUGGCUGUUGUCUGUGGAGGUAAUGUUUGCAAUUCACCAUCGUUGCCUGCUUUGCCAGACAACUGCAGGAAGAGAACUUAUAAUUUUGAAGAGCAAGAAGUGACCAGACCGCGAAAGAAGUCGACCACGAACAACAUGCACGGCGUUGUGGAGAUGCACGUGAAAGGGAGUAACAACAGCAGUUUCAAUACAAAGAAUUCUGGAAGUUUCCAGGAAGAGAACAAGGCUUUCCCAGUCUCUACUCUAACCUCACACGGGGCCGUUUCAAAGAAACGAAUGAGGGACGAGUCCAUCGCAUCACAGGAUAACUUGCUGCUGUCAGAAGAGGGGACGUCCACGGAGGAUGACCUGUGCACUUUUAACACAUUCCAGUUCUGGAGGGUGCCGCUGCCUGAUGUGGACCUGUCGCUCCUGCAAAGUGACGAUCGAGCGGUGCAGUCCUCCCACCCGCCUGUAAAAGACUCGGCCAUGGUGUCGGAAAUCGACGCCAUGGAGACAUGAACUGUGUGCGUUUCUACAACAAGAUCUUGUGAAUACUAGUCCUGUUUGUGUGUUAGUUUGUUUAAAAAAUGGGAUGUGCCGCUCCGGUAUUGUUUCUUGCUGCCAUGCUUAAAAUGGAUCCAGUUUCAAUAGAGUGAUUUAUCAGUAGACUAAACAUUC
Molecule: messenger RNA, 843 nt
Organism: Megalops cyprinoides (Indo-Pacific tarpon)
Lineage: Eukaryota; Metazoa; Chordata; Actinopteri; Elopiformes; Megalopidae
Exons: 2
Coding region: 91-684 (197 amino acids)
Source: RefSeq, a predicted model, not a curated record